UUUUCAGCGAUUGAAUGUCUUUUUAUGACCACCUCUGCUUUAAUCCGUGACGUUGGACUUGGAACAGAUCAUUGGCUCUAGGCCACAACCAGGAGGCUAAUAUGGCGGACCUCUGCCACAGAAGGAAAACGCUGCUCUUCGCCAUUUUCUGCCUCACACUUUUGGGAUUCCUGCUCGUCCAGUUUGCCCGGCCAGCACUGUGGAACACAUUCCAGACACAGAUGGAGAAAAUGUCUCAGGAGCCAAAUUUGGCCAAAUCUGAGAAAAUGUCUCAGGAGCCAAAUUUGGCCAAAUCUGAGAAAAUGUCUCAGGAGCCAAAUUUGGCCAAAUCGGAGAAAAUGUCUCCGGAGCCAAAUUUGGCCAAAUCUGACGUUCCUGUGCAAUACACCAAUACAAGAAAUACAACUGUUUUAGUGUGGUACUGGGCCUUUGGACGUACUUGCGGCUACUGCCGACAGCACUUGCAGCCUAACGUGUGCCAAGAAAGGUAUGGCAUCCCGAACUGCAUUUUGUCAGAUGAUAGGUCCUUGUUCCCUCAGGCAGAUUACAUCAUUUUCCACAACCGAGAGCUAAUCGAAUACACCGAAAAGCUGCCUGAAAAAUUGUCCCGCCCACCUAAUCAGGCAUGGGUGUGGUUCUCCAGGGAAACCCCACCCCAUAAUGGAAACACCAGAUUCUUGGCUGGUAAAUUCAACUACACAUUGUUCUACCGACGUGACUCUGACUUUUUCAUGCCGUUUGGCUGGCUUGUGCCACGCAAAGACACAACUGGGAUAACGCUCGAUGAUGUCGUUCCGAAAGAAAAGACCCAUUUGGCGUGCUGGGUUGUUAGCAAUUUCCAGGCACAUCACGAGCGAACAAAGUUCUACAACAAACUGAAGCAGGUCAUGCCAGUGGAGGUGUGGGGGGGAGGAGUGAAUAGACGUUUGAGCGAUGACGACUUGCUGCCCACAUUAUCCCGAUGCUACUUCUACAUGUCCUUUGAGAACUCCAUCUUCCCGGACUACAUAUCGGAGAAGGUUUGGAUUAAUGCCUUUGAAGGGGGAGCAAUACCGGUCGUUUUAGGUCCACCCAGGAAGACCUACGAAGAAAUGUUGCCAAAAGAUUCCUUCAUUCACGUGAAUGACUUCAAGUCUGUCGGCGAGCUUGCAGAAUUCCUGAAGAACCUGUCCAAGGAUAAGGAACGCUAUGCCUCGUAUUUUAGAUGGAAACUGAACUACACUACACACAGCUUCGCUGGCAAGAAAGACUGGCUUGUGGAACCGUUUUGUCGAGUCUGCAUACAACAAAACACUUUACAAAGGCCCAAGGUUUAUCAGGACUUACAUGGUUGGCAAUGGAAAAGUUAGGCCCAAGGUUUAUCAGGACUUACAUGGUUGGCAAUGGAAAAGUUAGGCCCAAGGUUUAUCAGGACUUACAUGGUUGGCAAUGGAAAAGUUAGGCCCAAGGUUUAUCAGCUUUUACAUUAACAAAGAACUUCAGUUAAGGCUGUUCCAGACAGGGUUAAGUCAGGGAAGUAAUUAAUUUAGUGUGCAAAUGCAGGGAUUCUCAGGGCUUAUUGUUGGGGGUGCAAUAGUUAAAACCCGAUGUGUACAAUGUCUGAAAUGGGUGUAAAUGUGAAAUCCUCAUGCACGGAAGAAUAUAAUGAUUAUGGCUGUCGUUUGGUGGUUUUAUACUAAUUAAUUGUUGUCCAUCAAUGCAAAUGUAAUGUAAAUGUAAUGUUUGGUAAUACUGACUUAGGCAAUUGUGUAUUGUUUGAUUAAUGGGCAUUGUUAUAUAGUGUAUAUUGUAAAAUACAUUGAGUUUAGAAUUCAGUGUCUUGCCUGGUUUAAAAUGUAUGCCUGAUCCUGCUCUGGUUGCAAUGGAGGGUCAACUUCAGAAGCACAGAGUAUGUUUUUUUCUUUUAUUUUAUUUUGUCUUGUCUGACAUGUUUCAGUGAACUCUUUUGCCUUCAGUCACACUCAGGUGGUGAUUGUGAAAUGUUGCAGUUAUUUUAAGAAACAAAGAAAUAAUAAUUAAUAAAAAGUAUCGAGUCAAGUUGAAGAAGACAACACAGAAGUAAUUUUAGGUUGGAGGCCAAUUUUUGUAUAUAUAUAUAUAUAUAUUAUGCAGCAAAAAUAUAAAUAUAUAUUCAAACACACAUGCCAUCUUUACUCGUUACAAGAUAGCCAACUAUGGAAGAUUAAAGCCAGUUAUUUUAAGACUCCAGUUCCAGUUAUUUACUGUGACUAUAACGUUCCCUGUUCUCUUAUGUUUACAUUUUCAGUGGUUGUACUGUGUGAGUGUGUCUGUGUGUGUGCCCUAACAACCAAGAAGUUAAUUCAAUUUUCCACUAGGGCCCAAACUGGUAGUGGUGGAGAGGGGGGAGAAGACUUGUUCAGCAGGAAAUGAAAUGGAUAUUCUUAGGUGUGGACAAGUGGGUGUGCAUGAUAUUGGCUUACAAAGGCCACCAUGAGAACAGCCCUCAGGGUGAAAACCUUUAUCUAUAACCUCUGUGUGGGUCUAUGUGGAGGGACACGGCAUUUAUGAGGGACUAUGAAAUAUGCAAAAAUAUGCAAUAACUCAUUAUAAAUUCAAAAUGGCCGACACCAUAUGACGUCAUAAUAUGCAAAUUAGGUGGGAUAAUUUACUCCUAAAAUAAACUUUGGGUCAUCCUCAAUAUUUGUCUCAUUAAUUGUCAGGCUCUAUCUAUUACCUAUGCUUGCG
Molecule: messenger RNA, 2706 nt
Organism: Engraulis encrasicolus (European anchovy)
Lineage: Eukaryota; Metazoa; Chordata; Actinopteri; Clupeiformes; Engraulidae
Product: alpha-(1,3)-fucosyltransferase 7-like
Exons: 2
Coding region: 102-1349 (415 amino acids)
Cellular component (GO): membrane
Molecular function (GO): alpha-(1->3)-fucosyltransferase activity
Source: RefSeq, a predicted model, not a curated record